GGAGAGGGAGGAGAUUCUGUAGUCUGCAAAGUAAUCUGCCUGCAUGUGUUCUGCUCCACUCUGCUCUCUCCAUUGCUGAGGUUCAGACUCCUGUCACCGAUCAACUCAGCUCCUGUUCUUUCGUUGCCAUGCUCUCUCAAUCUGCUGCUUUCUUUAUCGUCACUCCUUCUCUCUAUUCUCAUCUCCAUUUCACCUUUCUGUUUUACACACUUUUUAAUUCAUCUCUCAUUUUAUAAUCUUUGUCAUUCUCUCAUUCUUUCAUCUCUCUAUUUUCAUCUUUCCCCCAUCCCCACUAUCUAUCUAUCCAUCUAUCUAUCUUUUCCUUUCUUUCACUUUCUUUUUGGAGGCUGUCAGUUGAUAGCAGUGCAGGAGGCUAACAUCAGCAGAUGUCUGGAGAAAAUGACUGCUUGAUCAGUUUGGGGGCUGGCUGACGCAAAAGAGAGGAUCUGGGAUUUAUUCUGUUUUCCACCACCUGCCCGACGCUAGACUCUGACUACAUCCCCUGAGCUGUUCUUUCACAGCAAAGAAAGACAACAAGACAGCAGAAUGGGGACAGUAAAGUUUCACUUAAACACUACAAGAACCAACUAAGAGAACUAACAACUACGUGAUGAAUUCCACAGACCACCAAGGGUUGAUCUCUGUGGGCUAUACCAGGAACCUCAGCACUGCUGGGACUCUGGGAACCCUCAACAAAGACUCAGAGGGCGUUGGUAUCAAGGACUCCUCAACGGGAUGUUACGAGCAGCUCCUCAUCUCCACCGAGGUCUUCCUCACACUGGGGAUCGUCAGUCUAUUGGAGAACAUCCUGGUGAUUGCCGCCAUCAUCAAGAAUAAGAAUCUCCACUCUCCCAUGUACUUAUUCAUCUGUUCUUUGGCUGUGGCAGACAUGCUGGUCAGCGUCUCCAACGCCUCCGAGACCAUCGUCAUCGCCCUGAUCAACGGCGGCAACUUGACCAUCUCCGGGUCGCUCAUAAAGAGCAUGGACAACGUGUUCGACUCCAUGAUCUGUAGCUCACUGCUGGCGUCAAUCUGUAGUCUCUUGGCCAUCGCCAUAGACCGCUACAUCACCAUAUUCUACGCGCUGCGCUACCAUAACAUUGUGACGGUAAAGCGAGCGAUGGCGGUGAUCGCGUGCAUCUGGUCCUGUUGUGUGGCAUCGGGCGUGCUCUUCAUUAUCUACUCUGAGAGCACCACGGUCCUCAUCUGCCUCAUCACCAUGUUCUUCACCAUGCUGGCGCUCAUGGCCUCGCUCUACGUCCACAUGUUCAUGCUGGCCCGCCUGCACAUAAAGAGGAUCGCCGUGCUGCCCGGGAACAUUCCCAUCCGCCAGCGUGCCAACAUGAAGGGCGCCAUCACCCUCACCAUCCUCCUGGGCGUGUUCGUAGUGUGCUGGGCUCCCUUUUUCCUCCACCUCAUCCUCAUGAUAUCAUGCCCCAGGAACCCCUACUGCGCCUGCUUCAUGUCGCACUUCAACAUGUACCUCAUCCUCAUCAUGUGUAACUCUGUCAUCGACCCACUGAUCUACGCCUUCAGGAGCCAAGAGAUGAGGAAGACCUUUAAGGAGAUCUUCUGCUGGUACAGCCUGCCAAACCUGUGUGUGUGCGAGCUGCCCGGGAAAUAUUGAACUACCGAACAAGCCGGGCAUCUGUCAGAGACCCAGUAAGUGUGACAACUGCUGAGGUAGCAUCUGCGUCUGUGUCUCGUCACAUGAAAGAGCUGAGAGGUUGUAUAGGCUACAUUAUGGUGUAACGGUGUAAAUAAGAUCAGAUGUUUUUUAUUGCCACCAGAUAGGUGCAGUUUAAAUGUGUUGCUUUACAGGGUCAGCCAUAGUACAGAGCCCUUGGAGAGAAUUAGGUUUAAGUGCCUUGCUCAAGUGCACAUGAACAGAUUUUUCACCUUGUCGGCUCAGGUAUUUGAUCCUUCGGUUACUGGCCCAACACUCGUAGGUAGGUAGCCUAACAACGGUUACAUGUACAGUAUGGUGUAACGACUACAGUAUGGUGGAAGUUGAGGGUGACGACUGCUAAGGAAGCAUCUGCCUCUCCUCACAUGAAAGAAACCGCCUAAUUGUGAUUGGUGAGAACUGAUUUAUCCUCGUCCUGCCCAGUGCUCCAGAACACUGCUGUAAAUUAUUAAAAGUAGUCUUCUAAAUUGGUUCUGGUUACUAUGGCUCGGGUUGCCGAGGAGGUAGGUUGGUUUACAUACACCCUGUACAAAAACACAACAGAAAUAACAUUGCUUCUUUUCAGCACAAUAAGGCAUACUUUUGUUUGUCCUGAAAAAAAGUAACUGAACCACAAUGUGAGAAGAUACAGUAUGAUGACGAUAUGAGAAAAGAAGAUAGAUAUUGAAUAUUUAUAUUAGAAUAUUUAACAUUUUUAAAGAUAUUUGAAGAACUGAGUGGCAGCUGCCGAUGCACUAUAGUAUUUUUGAAGGAUAACAUAUAGCACUUAAAUUGCACACUAUAUCAUACUCUGAGAGUUUGGUAAGAUGGAAAGCUUCAAACAGAUCAUUCACCUCCCAUUUCAAAAACAUGCUAUUGCAAUUGGACAUUGCGAGCAAACUGUACAGGCUUCUAUUGUACAUAAACAUCCAAACACAGUGAUGUGUACGAUAAAUUCACAGCAGCAUAGCUGAACCCUUUAAAGUCUCCUUCUAACCCAAAGCUGCACCAAUUUUCCAUAAAAAUCCACAAGAACAAAGAGGAGUAGCUGAUAGGCAACAGAGUGCCACAAUAAGCCUGCAAAGUUGAUGUCCCCGUUUAUAAACACAGGGUCUCUACAGUUAUUGUUAUUUGUGGUCGUAACCAUUAUUUUUGAGUUAACUCAAUGAGGGGGGAGGGUAUGCAUUUUUUUUACAGUACAAGGGGAGAGUUAUGUAAAACUGCUUUCUACGUUCUGUCUCUAAAACAAGCACUUAUUGAAAUUACUUGUGUUGAGAAUGAAGCCUGUCAGGGGAGUGGAAUGUAAAUUUGCUUAAAAUCUACCUAUGCUGCUUUUUUUUAUUUAUUAUGUUUGUGUGGACAUGUGCAUUUAAACAGGCACACUUACAUGACAAAGACGUACUCUCAUCUAUAUUUUUAAAUCGUCCUCAAUAUGCAUUUAUCAAGUGCUUGGAUAAUAAUUUGCAGUGUAAAGUGUACAUUUAACUUCUUAUCUAUGAAUGUCUAUUUUGCUCUUUAUUCUAAAGUUGAAACUAUGUGAGUAUGUGUUUUUAUCUUAAUAUGAUGUUGUUUGUUGUUGUGGCCUUAAAUAGUUUGCACUGUGAUGUAAAAGAGAGAAAAGCAACUUGUCUUUUGUAGCACCUGUGUUAUGUAGGUAAGUGAUAAUGCCGUCGUUCUGUACUGUGUACUUCACCUUGGAGAUAAUGGACGACAGCCUCCUCCCUUCGCGAAGUACGUUUUUCCAAGGUAAUUUACAGAACUGAGACUUGUAUCCUGCUUAUAGCACAUGUGCCAACAAACAAUACUAAAGCACACAUUUACUGGUAAAUAACGUUUUCAAUUAUAUUUGGGUACUAAGCUAACCUACGUAAUUAUUUUAAGAUGGUCAUACCAUGGAUCAUGUAGAUAUUUGAAUUUUAGAAACCCUUUAGGCACCAAAAAAUGUAUGAAAAAAGUGCUUUGAUAAAAUAUUGAAUUUGGCCUUUACUCCUAUAGCCCAUAGAAGCGCAUAGGUGGAUUUGUGUUAUUUAAGUUGUUUUCUAGUGACAUUAAUUUGGAUACUUCCAGAACAAUGAGCUGAUAUGAUGCGUGAUUUUUCCUGGCAUAGAAAAGUUUGCCUUCUUGUAAGGACACUGUUCAUUAUGAGGAGAUCGAAUUGCAUAUUGUUGCUAGCAAACCUGCCAAUACGACAACUGAAUUCAACAAUAUCAGUUGCUGAAAACAGCUGGUCAAACUACAAACAUGUGUGAGGAUUUGACAGCAUACACAGCAAAUUCUCCAGCGUUAAGUCAACACUGAGAGUGUUAAAUUACCACUGAAAGAGUUGGACCAUUAUAUACACAAGUGUUAAACAAGUGUUAAAUUAACAUACUGCUUCGUGUAAAACCUUAUUCAAAUAUUUCCCAGAGUGCCUUUGAUUUCAAGUGACUUGUUAAGUUACCACCCAUGACUGUAUUUGUUAUUUUCAGAGACAUGUUUGUUGCAGUCAACUAUGUAAUAAGUAAUGAAUUUCCCUUUAUGAUCUACUAAGUGACUAUGUUGUCAGAAAUGUCAUAAUCAUGUUCUUCAUAAAAUUUGAUAUUUGGAUGAAACCAGAUUGAAGUCUGACAAAUAACACAUUAAUAAAAUGAUUAAGGGAAUAGGGUGACAUCAACCUAACUCUCAUUUUAAUACAUUGAUGUUAUCAUGAUAUUCUCUUCCCUAAUUUAAAUAAGUUCCACCUUGUUACCAACAUCGGGGAAGGCAUUUUUGCAGAGGAGCGUGUUUUAUGUAGCUAGAUAGACUACUCCACUCUAGGGUGUCAGCAAAUAUAUGAAAAAGUUUACACUAUUCACCUAUUAGGUGGUGGGCCAAAGCCUUAAAACGUUAAGUUGAUCGAUCCCAGUGUAUCCCAGACAGGAAAACAGUCUUAUGAUGACUAUUACAUUUGUUGGCAGUUAUUUUUUCAUAACUACAUUUCAAUACUCAGGCAAAUUUGCCGAAGGACUAAAGUUGGAACCAAUCAGAACACACGUACACACCCCUCAUGAUAAAGGCAGCCAAUGGCCUGAUUCUAUCAACAAUGUAAACACAGCCUGCUGUCCAAUGAAGAGGAACAGAUAAAAACUCAGCUACAAAUACCUAGGUGUCUGGUUAGACUGUAAACUCUCCUUCCUGACUCACAUUAAGCAUAUCCAAUCCAAAAUUGCAUCUAGAAUCGGCAUCCUAUUUUGCAACAAAGCCUCCUUCACUCGUGCCGCCAAACGUACCCUAGUAAAAUGUCACCGAUCCUUGACUUCGGCGAUGUCGUUUACAAAAUACCCCCCAACACUCUACUCAGCAAACUGGAUGUAGCCUACCACAGUGCCAUCCAUUUUGUCACCAAAGCCCCAUAUCCUGUCUAGGAUCAGCGUGGCGCUAGCGGCACACCCCCCCCCCCCC
Messenger RNA from Salvelinus fontinalis (brook trout), 5086 nucleotides. Its product is annotated as melanocortin receptor 4-like. Lineage: Eukaryota; Metazoa; Chordata; Actinopteri; Salmoniformes; Salmonidae. Gene Ontology annotation, cellular component: membrane. Bases 611 to 1627 code for a protein of 338 amino acids. Gene Ontology annotation, biological process: G protein-coupled receptor signaling pathway. The record is from RefSeq and is a predicted model, not a curated record. Gene Ontology annotation, molecular function: melanocyte-stimulating hormone receptor activity. The transcript has a single exon.